This is a messenger RNA of Thlaspi arvense, 2088 nucleotides long. The record is from the annotation of a GenBank genome assembly. NCBI's taxonomy places the organism in Eukaryota, Viridiplantae, Streptophyta, Magnoliopsida, Brassicales, Brassicaceae.
CUUUAGGUGUGUGUUCUGUCUCGUGCUUCGUCGUCGUCUUCUUCUUUCUUUUUUUUCUUCAGGUGGAACUAAAAAAACCCUUUCCGUUCGCAGCAAAUCAAACCGCGAUAAAGUUUCACCAUGAUCAGCAUUCUCGCUCAGGAGCGUCUUCUUGGCGCCACGCUGGGUAGCGCCUUGGCCGGAUUCCUCAUUUUGGAGCAGCGAAAACUCAUCCAUGAAUCCGUCGCUGAUCGGAAAUCUCAAUCCGUUGAUCAAUCUCAGGUGAGAGAUGGCAUAUUUGGGGAAAAAUAUCGGAUGGAAUUUGCAGCUCUGUGGAACAAAGCUGUGGACCAGACCUUUGAGCCUGCGAUUGAAUAUCUUAGUUCUCGUAAAUGGUAGAGAUGGAUAAAAAUACGUUAAAAAACUUCGACAAGACUCAUGCAUUUCGAUUGUUCUCCUGAGUCUCUCCAUGUUUGUUUUUUUAAGAUACUAUGAAUUUGGGAAUUUUCUUGAAUACAGCACUAUUCCUGUUUCGUCUACUUUCUUGAGAAGAGAUUUGUUGUGUUUACUGAAAAAGGUUAAGAGAUCCUGUGACCUACGAGCCCGUUAUUAUUAUGUUGGAUUUACUUUGAUAUUGGCAGGUGUUUCUGUAUUCGAUCAUGCAGUAAACAGUCGAAUACUCUAGUGUUAACCACUGCAGAUGGAAAUUUAGAUUAUAAGCUUCAAGAAAAAGUGAAGAGAAGCAUACAUUUCAGCUCAUGUGAUUGUGCAGAAACUUUUACUGCCAUGGGGAGAAGCGAGCAGCCAGAUUCAGUGCAAAGGGUCUAAAGAUUGUGGGUUCAGGCGACACUUGACGUAGGAGCUUUAGCACAAAAUACAAGAAGAACAAGAACACACGAAAGAACGAGUCUUUAAAUAGUAUUAAAAAUUGUUCUGAGCCACCCUAGCAGCAGCAUCAUCCUCAUGGUCUUCUCUUCCAGGGAGAGCAACGGGAGGAGCGUGACGAUCUCGGGGGAGAUGUAUAGCAUCAGAGGGAUCACGCGGUUUAAGCUCGAGAUUCUCGCAGUUACAAAUCUCGACCAUGAAACCAUCAGGAUCAUUAAAGAAGAGCUGGUCAAUAGCUGCGUCUUUCUCGUCACCGACAGUCCUCUUGAUGUACUUCACAUUCACUUCCUUAAGCCUCUUCUCCAAAGCUUCCAUGUCUUCACACUGGAAAGAGAUGUGAUUAUCCAUCGGAUCCAAAUGGUCCGUGUUAGAAGGUAACUUGUCUUCGUCUUUGACCUGAACCAGAUGGAUCCCGACACCGUAGUUGAAUAGCCACGCGCCGUCGAAGUCUAGCGACGCGGGUCGCUCUGUCUCCACGAACCCUAACACUUUGGUGUAGAACUCUAGAGACUUGUUAACGUCUCUGCAUAGCCUUGAUACAUGGUUCAACGCCAUUAAUGGUGCCCUCGAUUCUUCAUCGCAUUUCUUCUUCUUCUCCAACUCCAUUGAUUCGUUGCCUUUCUUCUCCUUCUCCUUCUCCUUCUCCAUUAGGUUUUACUGAGCAAUGGCUUCGGGUAGAAGAAACCAUUACCUUAAAAGCGGGAGCGGUGGAGGUUGGAAUAAGGACACGUGACGGGCGGCUGAAUGGGGAGCUUGCACGUGUGAGCACACAUCAGCUCACGUGUCACACUCUUCACCUUCACGUUACUGUUAUUAUUGGGCCUGCGUUAGGCCUAAGGGCGUCUUCGACUGGUACUGUUACUGUUUAUCAAGUAGUUUCUUGAACGGAGAGACAUUUGUUGUGUCUACUAGAACUGUGACAAAGUGUUUUGUCGUUUGGCUUAAUGGUGAAGAUGCUGACUUUACCAACCGUUAAAGUUUGUUAGAUAUAUGGUAUGAGUAUGUUUUAAACUAGAAUAAUUCUGUUUUUUUUUUUAUAAUGUUUUCAUAUGAUAUGAUAUUCACACGGUGAAUAGGCCGCCGCUCCAACGUUUCCGUAUUUAUUUAUUUUUUCUUUUAUUUUGCCAUCUAAAAGGUAUUGUCGCACUUGUUAUUUACAGCAAAUUCAAGGAAACUAGGACAUAUGUAUGAUGUAAAUACCAUUGUAAUGGUGAGGAAACAGGA